Molecule: messenger RNA, 207 nt
Organism: Trichomonas vaginalis G3
Lineage: Eukaryota; Parabasalia; Trichomonadida; Trichomonadidae
Product: protein of unknown function, DUF4106 family
Exons: 1
Coding region: 1-207 (68 amino acids)
Source: RefSeq, a predicted model, not a curated record
AUGCAAACAAUACGCGAAGACUCAAAUACAAACUAUGACAAAAUCUUUCUAGGAUAUAGGUUACCUGAGAUGGGCGACCAGAGCCCAAAGGCAAAAAGGACAUGGGAAAUUUACAACAUACUAGGUGAACAUGAGGCAAAGAUGCAACAAAACUCAGUCAGGAAGAAAGUAAAGCUUGGUACGAGUGGGUUCUAUUAUGAUAUAUAA